AUGAAAAUCAUUGUACAAGCACAUGGCACAAACGUAUACCAUCGGGAAGAACAAAAAGUCCAUGAUUAUGUUAAAGACUUUAUUCCGUUGGGUUUAUCGCAGCUAAAAAAGAAAACUGAUCUCAUUGAAUCCGCCGUUUGGUUAUGUGAGGUCGUGGAGUGGGGUAGCGAAUGGCAGUUCUACUUACAGGAUGAUGUAGUUGUCUACAAGGCACCGUAUAAAGGAGCCACAAAACCAGACAUCCGUAUUGUAGAUGACAUGAUACAGAGGCUCCAGUACUGUUCUACUGGACCUAAUACCUACGCUUUAGAUGUAGAUGUACUAAGUUCAGGUAAAACUGCAUUAAUAGAAAUGAAUGAUGCAUUUGCUGUCAGCGCCGAGACAUUCCCGCAGACAUCUAUACUGAAUGGUUAUUCUCUCGCUGGAAUUCGUAAAUGGCGUAAUCCAGGAGUUUUCAGGUCUACAUCAUCAAGGUGUAGAUGUGAAUAA
Molecule: messenger RNA, 489 nt
Organism: Dictyostelium discoideum AX4
Lineage: Eukaryota; Evosea; Eumycetozoa; Dictyosteliales; Dictyosteliaceae
Exons: 1
Coding region: 1-489 (162 amino acids)
Source: RefSeq, a predicted model, not a curated record